UCAACACCCAUUGCCACGCCGACCACAUCACAGGCACCGGGCUUCUGAAGCAGCUCUUACCGGGAUGUCGGAGCGUCAUCUCCCGGGACAGCGGGGCCUCCGCGGACGUCCUGAUCGGGGAAGGGCACACGCUGCGUUUUGGGGCAUUCGCCUUGGAAGCCCGCUCCACUCCAGGGCACACGGACGGUUGCCUGACCUACGUGCUGAACGACCAGAGCAUGGCCUUCACGGGGGACGCCUUGCUGAUCCGGGGCUGUGGGCGGACGGACUUCCAGCAGG
Molecule: messenger RNA, 279 nt
Organism: Gekko japonicus
Lineage: Eukaryota; Metazoa; Chordata; Lepidosauria; Squamata; Gekkonidae
Gene: ETHE1
Product: ethylmalonic encephalopathy 1
Exons: 2
Biological process (GO): hydrogen sulfide metabolic process; glutathione metabolic process
Molecular function (GO): sulfur dioxygenase activity
Source: RefSeq, a predicted model, not a curated record